AUGUUUAAUUUCGAAAUGUUUCUUCUACAAAGUAAGCUGGAGGCAUCCCAAAUGUAUAGCGCAGUUUGUUUGUAUAGAAUUCGGUCCAAUAUAUUUUUGGAUGCCCAAUACUCAUUAAGCCUUCUGGCCCAAACGAAAUUCCGGAACUUUCUUCCACCCACGAACAGGUCGAACAGGCCUUCUUCCUCAUUUUCGCGGGAAACGCCUGAACCGAAAACUUCCGCUGUCCUGCCGAAGCAGAUGGAAGAAGCCGACGAGAACCACCAAAACGACGCCGUCAAGAUCGAAUUGGACGGCGGAGGUAUCGGAGGAGGAGUAGGAGAAGAUGAUUUUCAGGUCGGCACCAUUUUUCCCCAGCUCAAAAUUUGCUGCUUACAGUUGCUGCAACUCCACCAGAACCCUAGUAUUUCGACAUCGUCAUCCCACAAUUCCGUUCUCUUCCAACUCCUCCGCCUCCUCCGACGAUCCCCUACGCAUUCUCUCCAGCCCUUAUUCGACUACGUCUUGUUUCCGUUGCUGCUUUUACUGGAUGCGGCAGUGGAUUGCAGAGCUUCACCAGAAAAUGAUGGAAAACCAGAGGUUUCUGGUGUUACCCAGUCACGACCACAUAAAGUGAGUGAUCUCGUUGCUGAAGGAGUUGUUGCUUGCUUGGAGGAACUUCUCAGGAAAUGUGCUCUGGGAUCUGUGGAUCAGAUGGUUGUCAUGCUAAAGAAAUUGAGUCGCGCUGCAAUGCUUUCUCCGUUGGAGGCCUCAGAAGAAUUCCGUGAGGGAAUAAUAAAAUGUUUCAAAGCUGUGCUGCUUCGACUGCAACCAUGUUCUGAUGAGUUGUGCUCAUGCAAACAAACUGAUAGGAUGUCGGAGCUUCUGGACAGAAAGGAUUCAGAAUUUCUACUAGAUAAUGUUGCCAAGUAUGAUUCAGAACCAAAAGAUUGUCUCCUUGCAUUUCUCCAAUCGGAAACUGCUUCUGUUGCAGUGGGACACUGGCUGCAACUUCUUCUUAAGGCUGCUGAUGUUGAGGCAGCUCGGGGACACCGAGGAAGUGCAGCACUGCGUGUAGAAGCUUUUAUUACACUUCGACUGCUCAUAGCUAAGGUAGGUAACGCGGAUGCUUUGGCUUUCUUUUUACCAGGCAUCGUUAGUCAGAUUGGGAAAGUUCUGCUAAUGUCCAAAACAAUGAGUAGUGGAGCAGCAGGAAGCAGUGAAGCUUUAGACCAGGCAAUCAAGAGUUUGGCGGAGUUUCUUGGAAUUGUUAUGAUGGAUGAUCUGAAUCUACAUAGUCUUGCUACUUUCCCGAAUGAUUCUCUCCAGCAUGCGGGCAAGGGAAAAUCUGUUGUUGCAGUUCUGGAUCAACUUCGCAGCUUGCAUUCAAAGACUGGGCAUCCGGGUGAAGCUGUGGUUGAGAAAACAUUUGAAAUUGCCCCUAAGAUUGAUUCAAAGCCUGAAAAAGGCAUGAGAGGUUCUUUGCGCGUGGAUCGCAGUAAGGAUUGGAUCGCAAAUACAUCAACUCACAUUAAUAAACUAUUUUCGACAACUUUUCCUUUUCUUGUUGUUCAUCCAUCAAAAAAAGUGAGGCUAGGAAUUUUGUCAGCCAUAAGGAAUCUUUUAUUGAAGUGCCGAUAUACAUUGCACGAUAGCAGAUUAUUGCUUUUGGAGUGCGCAUGUGUUUUGGCAUGUGAUGACUCUGAGGCGGUGUCCUCUUCUGCACAGAUGUUCUUAAAAUGUUUGUUUUCAUCAAACCGGCGCGACGUUGAACAAGAUUUUGCAUUGAUAUUUAGCAGGCUCCUUGAAAAGAUUCCACACGUGGUUCUAGGAAAUGAUGAGUCAGUGUUUCUCUCACAUGCCCGGAUGUUACUUGUGGUUAUAUAUUUCUCUGGUCCGAAAUUCGUGGCUGCACAAAUACUUCACUCUCCAGUAGCUGCUGCUCGGUUCUUGGAUGUUCUUUCUCUCUGCUUUAGUCAGAACACAGUCUUUGCUGGCUCACUGGAUAGGAUUAUGGUAGCAAAACCUUCUUCAGCAGGUUUUGUGCAUUCUAUUGCAGAGAUGGAAGCCACCCGAAAUGCUUGUCCUGAAGAUAUUGAAUCUAUGGUGACUAAACAAUUGCCAAACCCGAAAAAGGAUGUUACUAGGGCAUAUGAGUUGCCAGGCAGACCACCUUGGUUUGGUAACCAACAGGUGUACCAGGCUCUGUCAGCAGUUCUCAGACUUGUAGGUUUAUCUUUAUUUGCAGCGUCUGGAAGCAAAGCAUCUCUAUCUCUCAUCCUCGAUGUUCCACUGGGUUUCAUGCGUAACCUAAUCUCAGAAAUUCGUGCACGGGAGUGCAGUUUGGAGAGUUGGGAGUCUUGGUAUAACAGAACCGGAUCGGGACAGCUGGUGCGACAAGCUAGUACAGCUGCAUGCAUUCUAAACGAAAUAAUUUAUGGUCUGUCUGAUCAAGCAAUGGGUGCCCUUUUGAGAAUUUUUCGACAUUCCUCCUUAAGUGGACAAAACUUUGACGAAUAUGAUGCAACUCUUCCGAAUCAGAACUCUUGGAAAUUCUCUUGGGAUAGACAGUCCCGGGAUCAAUUGAUUGACUGUCUUGGGAUUAUAUUGCAUGAAUAUCUUUCUCCAGAAGUGUGGACUCUUCCGCUUGGUCUCUCUGAAUCCCUCUUGCAGCCUAAUUUAAAUGCCGAAGCUUUAAAUUUGCAUUUCUUCCACGAUAAUGCCAUGCUUCACCAGGUUGUGGCAGAAGGAAUUGGUGCCUUCACUGUCUGCCUUGGAAGUGAUUUUUCGUCUUGUGGAUUUCUUCAUUCCUGCCUUUUUAUGUUGCUUCAGAAUCUUGUCUGCUCAAACUCAAAAGUUAAAACUGCAUCUGAUGCUGUACUACGCACUAUCGCCAGUACUCUAGAUUACCAAACUGUGGGCCAUUUAGUGAUAGCAAAUUCAGACUAUGUUAUAGACUCAAUAUGCCGACAACUGCGCCAUUUGGAUCUGAAUCCUCACAUGCCUAGUGUACUUGCUGCGAUGCUUUCCUAUGUUGGAGUAGCUCAUAAGAUACUGCCUUUAUUGGAGGAACCGAUGCGGGCUGUGUCUUCGGAACUUGAGAUUCUUGGCAGACGUCAGCACCCUGAUUUGACCAUUCCCUUCUUAAAGGCAGUACUUGAAAUAAGCAAGGCUUCUGAACACGAGGCUUGUAUUCUGCCAAGUGAAUCCGAAGUAGUUUACGAGGAUAUCAAAUUGGAACUUUUGGAUAUUGAGAAGAAAAGGGAAAAGAAAACUUGUUCUUCUACCUUAGACUCUGGAGAGGAGGAUGCGUAUUUUGAUGACAUCAGCAGGGAGAUGCAGCGAUGGGAACCUGUUGUGCUGAAGUUGAAGGAAUCUAGAAGAUACAGAAGAAUUGUUGGAUGUAUUGCGGGUUCUUGUGUAAUUGCGGCGACACCAAUUCUUGCUUCAUCUCAACAAGCCGCCUGCUUGAUAGCUUUUGAUGUCAUUGAUGAAGCCAUUGCAGCACUCGCCGGGGUCGAAGGUGCCUACCGGCAUGAGAAAAACACCAGAGAGGCACUCGACCAAAUAUUUGAUCUCUGCUCACUUCAUAGCCUUCAGGAUAAUCUAGCUGCCGAUGAAGAUGAAGCUGGGGAGAAUCGUUUGCUUCCUGCAAUGAACAAAAUUUGGCCAUUCUUAAUUGCCUGUGUUCGAAAUAGAAACCCCAUGGCUGUUCGAAGAUGUUCACAGACUAUAACAAAUGUAGUGCAAAUCUGCGGAGGGGAUUUCUUCACUCGCCGUUUCCAUACUGAUGGUACUCACUUGUGGAAAGUCCUGAGCACAUCUCCCUUCCAGAGAAAACCCAUCUCCAAAGAGGAGAGGACCUCCUUACAACUUCCUUACAGGAAAGUAUCCUCCACCUUUUCUGAUGCUGAUGGUGUGGCUGAGCUAUCAACCCUAAAAGUUCAGGCAUCAGUGCUGAACAUGAUUGCGGAUAUUGCUCGGAAUAAAAAGAGCUCUUCUGCUCUAGAGACUGUCCUGAAGAAGGUCAGUGGUCUCGUUGUAGGGAUAGCCUGUAGUGGUGUCGUAGGUCUUCAAGGUGCAGCUGUAAAUGCACUUUUGGGUCUUAAAUGCAUGGACCCUGAUCUAAUUUGGCUUCUUUUAGCUGAUAUUCACUUCUCCCUGAAAAAGAAUGAUGUGCCUUCACCACCGAGCCAAGAAUUUCCUGAAAUAUCUCAGAUCUUGCCUCCUCCCUUGUCAUCGAAAGGUUACCUUUAUGUUGAAUAUGGAGGGCUGAGUUAUGGGUUUGACAUUGAUGCUUCUGCCGUGGAGCAUAAAAUGGAAAAACAAAGCAGGAAGAGAAGCCCAGAUGAUGAACCCAAAAAGAAUCCAAUUUUAGGUAUUGAUGAUGAUGAUGAUGAUGAUGAUAAAAGAGAUGCCUCCUCCAGGAGCAAGCGGAGCAAGAAGGAGAAGAGAAGGGAUAGAGAAGAUGAAGACAAGUCGUCCAGGCAUAAGAAGAAGCACAAGUCUCAUGACAAAUCUUCCCGUUCCAAAGAUAAGAAGUCGAAAGAUAAGCACAAGGUUUCUAGUAGCAAGCAUGCUGCUCACCCAGAACUCUCUAGUGAUGAUUACUUUGCCAAGAAUAAUGAGUUUGCUACAUGGCUUAAAGAGGAGAGAAGGUUGUUUUUCUCUGAUCUUUCGUCUGAGUCUGCAAGGGAAUUAUUUUCGGAUUUUGCCUCGCGGUGGAAUGCCAAUAAACUCGACUCCCGCUAUUAUGAGGGCAUCGCCACGGGUCCUCGGACAUCGCACAAGUGGAAUAUAAAGAAGUAG
Molecule: messenger RNA, 4788 nt
Organism: Oldenlandia corymbosa var. corymbosa
Lineage: Eukaryota; Viridiplantae; Streptophyta; Magnoliopsida; Gentianales; Rubiaceae
Source: the annotation of a GenBank genome assembly